AUGGACGACGGAUCCCACCUGAUGCGUGCGCCUGCAGAGGUGCGCAUGCUGAUUUACGAGUAUAUCUUUGAUGAUGCAGGGACCAGCAGACUCCUGAUUCGGAGCGCUGACGCUGGCAAGGUGCCCAGUACCACCGGGAGGUUGCGAAAGCGCUAUCAUGUCCUUGAUCGGUCGAUGCAAAGACGCUGCUAUCAAACAACAUACCGGUUGGCGUCUGAAGGCGUGCACUUCUGCGCAGCCUUGAUGCGCGUGAACAGCAAGAUCUAUGAGGAGACGUCGCAUCUUGUGUACGCCAGGCACGCAUUCGACUUUGGCAGUGACAUAGAGGCUGUCGAGCCGUUUCUGUCAGAUCUCAGACCAUCAAGCCGCUAUCUCAUCCAGGAAAUCUCCCUAUACAAGCGCGGCCCGAUUCCCUUAUAUGAGAACGACCGUAGCGAAUGGCGCAGCGUCUGUCGCUUCCUGCAAAGCAAUGGAGCAAUCAAGAAGCUACGGUUGGUCAUCCAGGGCGGCAGACCUAGCGUGCAAUGGGAAGGGCCGAAGGAGUUCACCGCCAGUGACUUCAAAUUCCUCGCCGACAUCAAGCACGAAAGUCUUGACUGGGUUAACGAGUUGGCCCAAGUGAAGGGGAUAGAGGAACUGGAAGUCCUCCCAGACGUCCAUUAUUGCCCGCCACCGACCAGCACGAGCAUGCUUGUUUUUGCAGCGUUUUCGGCAAGUAUCGAAAAAGGACUUGCCGAGUUUCUCAAAUCACAGUUGAGACUGAUUUAG
Molecule: messenger RNA, 768 nt
Organism: Neoarthrinium moseri
Lineage: Eukaryota; Fungi; Ascomycota; Sordariomycetes; Amphisphaeriales; Apiosporaceae
Exons: 1
Coding region: 1-768 (255 amino acids)
Source: RefSeq, a predicted model, not a curated record